Messenger RNA from Girardinichthys multiradiatus, 3191 nucleotides. RefSeq names its product ras homolog family member H (gene rhoh). Gene Ontology annotation, molecular function: GTPase activity; GTP binding. The record is from RefSeq and is a predicted model, not a curated record. The transcript is spliced from 2 exons. NCBI's taxonomy places the organism in Eukaryota, Metazoa, Chordata, Actinopteri, Cyprinodontiformes, Goodeidae. The coding region runs from base 1022 to 1609 and encodes 195 amino acids. Gene Ontology annotation, biological process: small GTPase-mediated signal transduction.
CGAGCUGGGCAGAAAGCCAUAUCACCCAUUUUUGUGGAUUUUUGACAACAUGUAGACAAAAACAUAAUUUCAUAUCAGAGCUUCAUAAAAUAUGAAGUUUGGCUAAUCAGUGGUGUGAUGUCUGCACCACUUAAACCUCUGUUUUGUGCCUAAACUCCUUGGUGUGCACCAGCUGUAGUAAUGUCAACCAACAGGAUCCAAACUGUGAAGAGAGAUUAAAAAAAAAGCAGCCUUAUUGUAUGAAGCACAGCUGCAGUGGGGGAGGCGAGCUGUAGCUCUGUCACACCUCCACACUCCAACAAGCGGAUGUGUUUUACUUUGCCUUUUCUCGCACUUUCUGACUUCCCUCCUCUACUUAUUACCGACCAAGUCUGUCAGAGGCUGCUUCAAUAUUUUAUCUGUGCAAUGGCCUAAUUAUCUGCCACCCUUCUUUCCUCUGUCAGUGUGAGGUUCAACAUGUUGUAGCUUGGUAAUAACAGAUCCAUUUUUUGAAGUUUAAAGGUUGUCUUUUCAACCCGAUGACAACUGACAGGCAGCAGCCGACAUCCGCUUGUGAAAGAUUGGGGUGACUGACAAGGAUAAUUUCUCUAUUCAGUGACAAUCAUCGCUUCCUGACCCAGCCGAUUGAUGAUCCGUGAGAGGAGCAAAGAGAAAUCCCCAGAGCUGACCAUGCAGCUGCUGAGGCCGAGCGGAAGUGAGACUAGCCAAUAUGGCCUAAAGAACUAAGAGGUUGUGUAAAGCAUCUGCUGGAGAGGCGUUGGCUCUACACACCAACUGCAUAUGAGACUUCUGAGGCAAUAUAGAUCAGUUCAGUUCAUUGAAUUGUUGCAAGAGAGCAACGCUAGUUAAUGGAGUUUCAUUAGUACAUGUCUGAGCAUUGCCUUUGAUGAAUACUGUCAACAGGGAUCGAACGCACAACCCACAUUCGAGGACCUUAUAACCUGCUAAACUGACAGGGAAACACUGACUUAUCAUUAAAGAACCCAAUAGAACCUGAGGGGUCUGUUAAUCAACAGCAACCAUGAAUGGCAUGACGGAACUGUCCGUGAAGUGUGUUCUGGUUGGGGACUGCGCGGUUGGCAAGACUGCCCUGCUGGUCCGCUUCACCUCAGAGACAUUUCCAGAUUCAUACAAGCCUACUGUGUUUGAAAACACAGGCGUGGAGGUGUAUAUGGACGGGGUCCAGAUCAGCCUUGGGCUGUGGGAUACAGCGGGCAACGACAACUUCAAGCAGAUCCGGCCGAGAUCAUACCAGCAGGCCGAUGUCGUCCUCAUGUGCUACUCUGUGGCCAACCCCAACUCCCUGGCCAGCAUCCAGCGUAAGUGGAUCGCCGAGGUCCGAGAGAACCUGCCCAGGGUGCCGGUGCUGCUCGUGGCCACCCAGACGGACCUGAGGGAGGUGGGGGUUCAUCGUGGCAGCUGCAUCUCGCCAGCGGAGGGGAAACGUGUGGCUCAUGAGGUGUACGCUAAGGGCUACCUGGAGUGCUCCUCCUUGAGUAACCGUGGUGUGCAGCAGGUGUUUGAGUACGCUGUGAGGACAGUUUUCAACAAGCACAAGAAACGACAAAGGAGGCGCAUGUUUAGCAUGAACCAGUGCAAAGUGUUUUGACCUUUGACUUUGAUCUCGCUGCCAUCUGAGGGUUUUUCAGAUGUGCUGUUCAAACUCAGUCAGCAAUGAAGAGAUGCAAGGACCCAGUCUGGGUUUCCUGUCGUACUGCUGGGUUGCUCUUCACUAAUAACCCCCACCACCCAAACAUGUUCAAACUAAGAACACUUAAAAAAAGUAACCUCACUGUCUGAGAUACCAGCAUAUGGGGGUGGACGCUUUUCUCUUGCAGGGAUGAAGUCAUAAAUAAGUGUUUGUUGUCAUAGUGUGUCGAAUAGAAGUUUUUUUUUCUUAUUUAAAGUGUUUAAACCUUGAGAGAAAAUGGCAUUGAUGUCUUAAUCUAGGGGUUACUUUAGCAAGUUAACUUUAUUUGAAAUAUCAAACAAAUAUGUUUUUGUACUACCACAAAUACAACGAUGCAACAACAUAUUAUUGAUAUGGUGUCAUGAAGCCUGAACAGAGUCGAUUGCAGAUGUUUCUAAAUCGCGUUUAAUGAAAUUCCGGUUCCCUUAGCUUUUAUUUGUGAUUGGGUAAGAAACAGAGUGUGUCCUGUUCUGUCAGAAAUCAUUCCAAUUAUGUUGAAAAUGCAUCUCAGCCAAGAAAGCAAAAUGGAACCUUUGUGGAGUAUAUAAAUAUUUUUUGUGGAGAAAUGUUAUUUGAUGUGACUAAAAAUAAAAUGUGUUCUUAAUGUGUUCUCAGUUAAGCCCAAAAUGAUUCAUACCCCUGGAAGAUUUAGGUUUCAAGUAAUAUUUUAAUUUUACGAACAUGUUUCUUCUGACUGGAAGUAACAUUAGUGUUUUGGAGCGGCCCAGCCAGAAUCCCAAUUUCAAUCCGAUAGGAGAAUUUGGAGGGAGCUAAAGAUUAGGGUGAUGGUUAGGAGGCCUUCUAUUCUUAAAGAAUUUGAGCUCAUCACCAAAGAUAAAUCUUCAAAAUACCAGCGGGAACAUUCAAAAAGCUAAUUCUAAGCUAAUAAUAAAAAGGGUAGGUCCGCUGUAAUGCGAAUGAAGGUGUUUUUUAUUUAAUAUUGAAAAAGGUAUACAAAUUAAAUAAUUUUUAUUUUUUGAAUUGAUAUUGGUUUUACUUUGUUUUAUUCAAUUUUGGGUGAUGCCUGUCUCGUUUCUGACCCAGACCACAUUUAUUGGUUGAAUGGAAGUAAUUUUAAAUCAAAAUCUGCCAGGUGUGUUAUUUUGGGCUGAACUAUAGCUGAAAUAUUUUUUAAAACCAUUUGUAAAAUUUCCGAAACAGAUAAAGAAUAAAAUAAAAGAAAUCAAAUAUUCACUUUUAUAAAUUUUGAUCCGUUCGUAGUUACUUUAGGAAAACACGUGAAUUGGAUAAGAUAUGUAAUAUAUUAGAUUAAUUAGAUUUUUUUGUUUUUUACAAUUCAGAUUUCUUUAUUUUUUGCUUUUACCAGUAUUCAUGAAACAAGUGAAAACAGCCACAAUUCAGCUGUAAUCAAUGCAUUUCUUUCUUUUUGUUUGUAGACUUUGUGUCUCUACAAACUGAAUAGACGUACCUGGUGAGGGAUCAGUGAUGCAAAUGUACAAGAAUUAAAUAAAAAUAAUAAUUUGUUGGUAUCUGUAAAGUC